Messenger RNA from Episyrphus balteatus (marmalade hoverfly), 729 nucleotides. RefSeq lists its product as uncharacterized. The record is from RefSeq and is a predicted model, not a curated record. The transcript has 4 exons. Lineage: Eukaryota; Metazoa; Arthropoda; Insecta; Diptera; Syrphidae. The coding region runs from base 1 to 729 and encodes 242 amino acids.
AUGGCAAAUGCUUGCAUCCAAGUGCAUAGUUUAGUGAUUCAAUUAUUAAGUAGCAAAUAUUUCCAUAAGCUCCUCGAGAAUUCCUUGGACAAUUUAUUUUUAAUAUUCAUUCUGAAUAUUGGUUUGCUAUUCAUACAAACAAAGAGCGAUGACGAUACCGCCGCUGUUGUCACCGUCACAGACAGGAUCAAAAGUUCUAAAGUGGAUGUCUUGGAUAUAAUACCAAAAAUUAAUAAUCAAAUGACUGAAUUUAAUCAAAGUGAAACCAAUUUAGUGCCUAAUACCACUCAGACAGAUUCACAUCAAAUAAUAAUAACUCAAAAAGGUCGAGGACAUUUUCCCAAACGCAGAAAAUUCUUGAAGCAUUUAUAUCCAUUUGUGAUGGCAGCACUUUUUGCUAAACUAAUUGUUGUUCCAUUGGUUUUGAAGCUACUUAUAGCAACGACUUCGUCAGCUUUUGUUAUGAGUAAAAUUGCUUUGGUUAUAUCUGCUUUAAUAGCACUCAGCUGGUUGCUUGGAGCGACACGUGAAAGAGCAAAGUUUCAAAUUGUUCAAUACCCGGGACCAGGACCGAAUGGAUUGAAAAAAACUUUUGGUGGCUGGAAUAUUCAGGAGAAAUAUUCACCAUCUAAUCCUUAUCAAUAUGGAGGAUCAUACAAUGAUUGGACUUAUGAUGAUGCUGUCGCUGAACAGAAUGACAAUAUUAAUGACAAAAACUUUUUUCUUUGA